GGGGCCGCCCCGGGCACCAUCCCGCAGCAGGUGGAUUUCUAUUCCCGCUUCUCCCCCUCGCCGCUCUCCAUGAAGCAGUUUCUGGACUUCGGAUCUGAAAAUGCUUGUGAAAAGACUUCAUUUAUGUUUCUGCGACAAGAGCUGCCUGUGAGAUUGGCAAACAUAAUGAAGGAAAUAAGUCUGCUUCCAGACAACCUCCUGAGAACACCUUCAGUUCAACUGGUUCAGAGCUGGUAUGUCCAAAGUCUUCAGGAGAUCCUUGACUUUAAGGACAAAAGCUCAGAAGAUUCAGGGACUAUUCACAGUUUUACAGAUACCGUGAUAAAAAUCCGGAAUCGGCACAAUGAUGUAAUUCCUACGAUGGCUCAAGGAGUAAUAGAAUACAAGGAGAGCUUUGGCAUCGAUCCAGUGACCUCGCAGAACGUGCAGUAUUUUUUAGACCGUUUCUACAUGAGUCGCAUUUCAAUCAGAAUGCUCCUUAACCAGCACUCUUUACUGUUUGGUGGGAAAAUUAAUCCAGCUCAUCCAAAACACAUUGGAAGCAUCGAUCCUAACUGCAAUGUUGUUGAAGUUAUUAGAGAUGGCUAUGAAAGUGCCAAGAGACUUUGUGAUUUAUAUUACAUGAGCUCUCCAGAACUUAUCCUUGAAGAGCUGAACGCUAAAUCCCCAGGACAGCCCAUGCAAGUGGUGUAUGUGCCAUCACACCUCUAUCACAUGGUUUUUGAACUUUUCAAGAAUGCAAUGAGAGCCACCAUGGAACAUAACGCUGAUCGAUGCAUUUAUCCUGCAAUUCACGUACAUGUCACGUUGGGAAAUGAGGAUUUAACUGUGAAGAUGAGUGAUCGUGGUGGUGGAGUUCCUAUGAGGAAAAUUGACAGACUGUUCAACUACAUGUAUUCAACAGCACCACGUCCUCGUGUUGAGACUUCACGAGCUACACCUUUGGCUGGAUUUGGUUAUGGCUUACCCAUAUCACGUCUGUAUGCACAGUACUUCCAAGGAGACCUGAAACUCUAUUCCUUAGAGGGCUAUGGUACAGAUGCAGUUAUUUACAUCAAGGCCUUAUCAACAGAAUCAAUUGAAAGACUCCCUGUGUAUAACAAAGCAGCCUGGAAGCAUUAUAAAGCAAACCAUGAAGCAGAUGAUUGGUGUGUGCCAAGCAGUGAGCCAAAGGACAUGACCACUUUUCGCAUAGACAUGCAUAAUCCCUCUCAGAAAGAAUAAGCCUAAAUUUUGCAAGUUUACUAUCUCUGUGCAGAGCAGAAGGUGAGAUACUGCAAACGAAGGGCAUAGCUGGUACAUCAGAAAUUGUUCUGGCUGUAGCUGAGCCAGAUUGGAGAUUUCCACCUGCUAUCUCCCUAGCUGAGUUCUGCAAAACAGUGAAAUGGUUUUAUACCCUGGUCAAGCUAAUGUAGAGCACUUUAUCUGGAGUGAAUUACAGACUGCUCUAUAUACACAGUCUGAGGGAGGACUAUUCUAGCUUAAUUGGCACCACAACAGUAGCGUUACCUGCUCCACUCAAGCCUGUGGGCAUCUUGAGGCCCCUGCUUUUCUUUCUUACAAGGAUGUGAGAGAUGGUGACUGGCACACCUUUUAAUCUGCUUGGCUACAAGUGAGGAGAAUCUAGAGCUGUUCUCUUCUUUGGCCCUGCAAGAGGAUGUACGUGAGAAAUGCCACACAUGGUAAAAUGGGGCCUGGAGGGGACACUUGCAGCUACUGCUUUUGCUAAACUAAAGCUGAAAGUUACAGCAAGGACUUUUAAAAAUUCAGAUUUGAAGCUGAGUAUUCUUGCUUUUAUGCUAAGUUUUACAUCUUUUAAUUAAUUCAGUUGAACUGAUUUUAGUAAUAGCUGAGAACUGCAAGAGAUGUUUCUGAAGAAAAGCUAACAGUUUGUUUUCUACAAAGUCUAUUAAAUAUUUCAGAUAUUAUUGAAAUAAAGCCUCUGAGUUAGCUCUCAACUAACUACCAAUUGUAUUCUGAUUAUUAGAAACUUGCUGUGUAAUUAUAUUUGUAUUUAUCUCUUCACCUGACACCCCAAAUGACUGUGGUGAAAACACAAAUGUUUUACUUUGGUUUACAAUGUUUAACCCUACUUACAAGCAUGGUCUUAGACAACUUUUGGUUUAAACAGAAGUUCAGAAGACAACUUUCAUGUUUAGUAUUUCCAUUACUAUACUGAAGUAAUUGCUAGCACAUUGGUUAAGUUGAACUGAAUCACUGUAGAAAAUUAGUAUACUAGCUCAGCUAUCGAAAUGCUGAGAUUAAUAGUUUUGUAUGCAAAUGGACUCAGUCUUGCACUGUAAAAUUAAUCUUGGUUUGUGUUAAUUUUUUUGAAAGAAUCACUACAUUUAUUCAUUAAAACUGUUGUAAAAAUUAAA
Molecule: messenger RNA, 2378 nt
Organism: Manacus vitellinus (golden-collared manakin)
Lineage: Eukaryota; Metazoa; Chordata; Aves; Passeriformes; Pipridae
Gene: PDK1
Product: pyruvate dehydrogenase kinase 1
Exons: 12
Coding region: 70-1224 (384 amino acids)
Biological process (GO): protein phosphorylation; regulation of glucose metabolic process
Cellular component (GO): mitochondrion
Molecular function (GO): pyruvate dehydrogenase (acetyl-transferring) kinase activity
Source: RefSeq, a predicted model, not a curated record